AUGGAUUUUAUGAAACUUCUGAAUAAGCCUUCAAUAGAUUUAAUUAAGAAUGACUUUCCGCAUGUGAACAAAUUUGAGUUAGAGCACACGAGUGUUUCGAAGCAACCGUUCCUCAAGAGCGGAUUCACCUUCGCCAACAACACGUACAGUAUCUAUGCCAAUUUGAAAAACAGCAUUUACAAUACAAAAAAUGAAAUUAAAUUCGACGCGACGGGAAUAAGUCUGCUGGAUGUCAAGUACCAGCCCGCCUACGUGAAAGAACUUAACCUCUGCGGCAAGUACACCAAGGGUCAAGGAAAGGAAGAAGACACCUUCGAGGUGUACAGUGAGUACACAUCAGAUUACAUGAGCGUAUUUUCAUCAGUCAAUGUGAAGAAACUUUAUUUCAAAUACAUGCACGUCGGUUCGCAUCCCAAGUUCCCCGAGUUCAAGUUUGGAGGGCUGUUGCAGGGAAAGCUAGAGGUGAAGAAUCUGCAAUACUCAUUUGGAGGAGCCUACGUGAAGAACAACAGUGACAACCAAUACAUCUUAUCCCUGCGAUCCAUUCCAACGAACAAGCACGCCUAUGGAAGCUUCGCAUUGAAUUUCUUUUUUCAGAACAAAAACUUGAAUGACAACGCAGUGAGUGUCGAGCUGAUUCAAAAUAUUGCAGAAAAGAAGUCCACGAUAAACGUGGCUUCUAUUUGGUAUAUGAAUGAUAAGAACACUGCUGUGAAGACUAAAAUUAGUAAUGACACUAAGGUGGCUUUGUCGUUGACGCACAAGUAUAACGAGUUUGUGUCCAUUUCUCUGGGUUCCCAGGUCGACAUCACGAAAAUGUCUCUCCCGGAUAGUACCAAGGUUGGAGUAAAGUUGUUUUUGAAAUCUUGA
This is a messenger RNA of Plasmodium fragile, 870 nucleotides long. RefSeq lists its product as uncharacterized. The record is from RefSeq and is a predicted model, not a curated record. The transcript has 7 exons. Bases 1 to 870 code for a protein of 289 amino acids. NCBI's taxonomy places the organism in Eukaryota, Apicomplexa, Aconoidasida, Haemosporida, Plasmodiidae.